This is a messenger RNA of Boeremia exigua, 1329 nucleotides long. RefSeq names its product TB2/DP1, HVA22 family-domain-containing protein. The transcript has 2 exons. NCBI's taxonomy places the organism in Eukaryota, Fungi, Ascomycota, Dothideomycetes, Pleosporales, Didymellaceae. The record is from RefSeq and is a predicted model, not a curated record. Bases 131 to 1147 code for a protein of 338 amino acids.
GCAAGCUCCACACUCUGCGCCGUGUAGCCGACCUCCGCCUCGACCUUUCAACCUCUGCUCUGUCCGAAGGGACUGUCGCACUCUCUAUCCCCUAAUUGCAACGAAAUCUCUACCUGGAGCUGGUGCAAACAUGUUCAGCUUCAUCGCAGACGGCUUGACCGUCGCAACUACCGUUCUUUUUCCCAUAUUCGCAUCCUACAAAGCCCUCCACACCUCCGACCCAGCGCUGCUUGCGCCCUGGUUGAUCUACUUUGUCGUCCUCUCGAUUCUCACCACUGUUGAGAAUGUUUUCGACUUCGUUCUCUGCUGGGUACCUUUCUACUCGUGGAUCCGCUUCUUCAUUCACCUCUACCUGAUCAUGCCAGGUUCGCAGGGCGCUACCUUCGCAUACCAGGAGUAUGUUGAGCCAUUCCUGUACCAGCACGAGCGCGAGAUCGACCACUUCAUCAGCGAGAGCCACGAUCGUGGCAAGGCGGCAGGACUGGUAUACUUAGGCAUGGCCGUGGAGUGGGUCAAGGUUAACGUCCUAGGCUUUGCGCCUGCAAAACCAGAGUCGCCCAGGCCAGUCGGGCAGACUUAUGCACAGAAUCUGAUGAGCAGGUUCCAAAUGCCAGCUGCACGUGGAAGCAAUGAUCUGUAUGGGCUGGUCAACCAGGCGUUGAGCGGCGCGAGUGCGUUGUACGCAGGCAACCAGAGCGGACAGGCUGCGGAGCUCAGCCGUAGCGCCAACCUUGUUCCUGACAGUAUCCGCAACAACGAUGAUAGACUCAACUAUGUGGCCUCGCAACGUCAGCGCCUCGAGACUCUUCUCCAGGCGUUCGACAACGAGCAGGAGAACAUACGUUCUCAGCAGUCGAGCGGCAACCGAUACCACGACGGAAGUAGGACGCCGAGCGGCAUCUCGAGGAACAGAAGUGAACUUGAGUUCGACCGCAUUGAGCGCGAUGAAGCCAGCCCACGACCUCCUUAUCCCACUACACCUCCCCCUCUAGGCAGGCGAACCAGCAGCGGCUGGAUGCCGUGGAACUGGCAGCGUCCACAGCCACCAGCAGACCAUCCAGACCGCGACGACAAUCUGGCAUACGGUAAGGAGCCUGGCGAGUCGAGGAGAGCACACGCAACCGGAUUUGACCUCGGUGAUCGCUAGGAAACGAAUCCUUGGAGGAGAUCCCGCUGAACAGCGUGUAUUCAAAGGCGUUUGGGUGCGAGAAAAGUAGAGGCGGAAACCUCUCAAGAAACCUCGGGUUACAGAGAAAGUAAACAUCUGGUAUUUGAUUCAUAGUCAUGCACACAGCUAUAGUCAUACCCUGACAUGUAAAUGAUGUGGUC